UUACAGAUUGCCUCUCAAGAUGUCAACAGAAAUUCAAACUGCACCAGAUUUGAGAGUAAAAUUUAGCAGAAGGGUUCAUAAAUAUGGAAGAGACCAAGAUCAAUGUAAAAUAGAGACGUUGGACGAAGGAAACCAACACUCUGAUCCGGACUUACAACAAACUGAAAAUAACAACCAGAAGAACCUUCCAACUGUGAAAAGAAACAGUUUCAGAGUUUUCAAAGUUUUCCUGGGAGUGUUUUAUCUUCUGGUUCUGGUUGGAUUCAUCAUGCGCUCUCUUUUAGUCACCUUGGAAGUCAACCAGCUGAAGACCAAACUCAACCAACUGAACAACACCUACAAUCAGCUGCUCAACAAUCUUUAUGAUAUGACUUUGGACCACGACCAGCUGCAGAGGGAACACGACCAACUGAUCAACACUUAUAAUCAGCUCAAAAAUGAACUUGAUGGAGAUUGUCAUGAUGGAUGGAGAAGAUUUGGAUCCAGUUUUUACAAAAAAUUCACUGAGAGUAAAACUUGGUCUGAGAGCAGGAGGGAGUGUGAGAAAAGAGGAGCUGAUCUGGUGAUCAUAAACAGCAAAGAGGAGCAGGAUUUUGUGGGACGACUGAACACAAAUGAAACCUCCUGGAUUGGUCUGAAAGCUGAACGGUCGAGAAGUAAACGGGAAUAUGAAUGGAAAUGGGUGGACGGAUCACCACUGAAAACAUCGUUCUGGGCUGUAGAAUGGACUCCAAAUCCGCAUGACCUACGUCAAUAUCCUGCAGUGUGUUGUACUAAUGAAGGGAAAUGGAAAUAUUCAUAUUACAAUAACAAUAAAAACUGGAUCUGUGAGAAGAAAAAAUAAGAUUCAAUUCUUUAAUUUGUUUCGUGUGUCAUUUAUAAAUGUGAUUAUUCUGAACUCCAUCAUGUGUACAGGGUAGUGAAGCUGUCAUCAGAACUACAGGAGAACUUGAUAAUUCUGAAGUAAAAUAUAAUCAUUGUAAAUAAGUAUAAAUGCAGCUUUUCUUCACUUUGUUUACUUGUGUUGUUUUAAUUUGAUGUGUGAAGAAUGAAAAGUUAUCAGUUAAAAUAAUUAUCUGUAUUCUGCUACAUUUACAUAAAAAUGUGUCGUCUUGCUUCAUUUUCCCCCCAAAAACCAUCAGAAAUUAUAUAAACAAAAUGCAAAGUGUAUUUCAGGAACAGAGGGAAAAAAAUCAAUAAACAAGGAAACUUGACAACAGCUAUUGUAUUAAAUGUUUCUGCAGGACACAAAGUCUGAAGUUACAAUUUAGAUGUUUUUAACAUGAAAGUGUUUAUUAAAGAUACUGAAAUACAAGAACAUGUGGAUGAGCAAACUCUCUUUUGUCAGUUUGACAUAAAGUUUAUAUUAUUUUAACUCGUAAUGUUCAAGGAUUUGUAAUA
Molecule: messenger RNA, 1401 nt
Organism: Cololabis saira (Pacific saury)
Lineage: Eukaryota; Metazoa; Chordata; Actinopteri; Beloniformes; Belonidae
Product: CD209 antigen-like protein E
Exons: 7
Coding region: 20-844 (274 amino acids)
Source: RefSeq, a predicted model, not a curated record